Molecule: messenger RNA, 1542 nt
Organism: Cataglyphis hispanica
Lineage: Eukaryota; Metazoa; Arthropoda; Insecta; Hymenoptera; Formicidae
Product: putative nuclease HARBI1
Exons: 5
Source: RefSeq, a predicted model, not a curated record
AUGCCACCGCCAUCUCGUACCGCCGUAUCAAGUAAACGGAACCAAACGGCCACCAUAGAAGGCGAUAUAUACCAGGGGAUCAGUUUCCGAUCACUGGAAGAAGACCAGAAGCUUCGGAAAUUUUUACGCAACGAACUGCGAAAGUUCGACAUAGUGCGCGUGCCGACCAAUCGGAUUACGCACCAGAUCCGAUUGAAAUCGGGGAGCCCGAUUAAGCAGAGGUAUCGGCCGCAGAAUCCCGCGAUGCAGGCAGUGAUCAACGCCGAGGUGGACCGUAUGCUCGAAGCCAGAGUAAUUGAGCCGUCCGCAAUUAUCGACAUUUCUUGUCAAGUCAAGUCGUUAAGUUCCGAAAAUUGUCGCAACGUUAACGACGGUUUUGGAGGUCUCGCUAUCCACUUAGCGAUAUUCGAUAACUUAAUGACUGAUGCUUAUCUUGCCGCACACAUAUUGGAUCUUGAGAAUCGUAUUCAACGCCUCGAGCGAAGAGCAGAUCGACAGAUAUUACGAGAAAUAGAAGAACCAUUUGAUUUGACUGAUGUUGAAUUCAGGGAAUUAUACCGUUUAACUCCUGAAUUGGCAUCUGAUCUCAUUGAUGUACUUGCACCUCAUUUGAUGCACACAAGAAUUACUGGGCUGUCUGUAGAGAAACAAGUACUGUCUGCAAUAAGCUUAUACGCAACUGGAUGCUAUCAACGUUCAGUAGGUGAACACUGGGGUAUUUCGAUGAGUCAAUCAUCAAUCAGCAGAUGCGUUCAUCGAAUUACAGAUGUGAUAAAUGAAAAUAUUUUUCGUCAAUGGGUGCAAUUUCCCAUCACUCUGGAAACAAUACGGAUUGCAAGAAAGCAGUUUCAGAAUGCUCGUCAACCAUUUGAAGGAGCCAUCGAAGCAAUAGAUUGCACCCACGUAGCGAUCCUUGCUCCUAGGGAACAUGAAGAAGCCUACAUAAAUCACAAUGGAUAUCAUUCAUUAAAUGUGCAAAUGAUUCUGAACCCAAAUCUCAAGAUCCUGAACGUAAAUGCUCGAUUUCCUGGAGCCAGACAUGACGCUUAUAUUUGAAGUGCUUCUGAUGCGCGUGGUGUUAUGGAACGCGUAUAUCAUGAUCGCGAAAGAAGAACGUAUCUCAUUGAUAUGUUCUUUUUUAUUAUAUUACUACAGUAUUUGUUGCACUUUUUAGAUAUAUUUUUUACAGGUGCUUUAGGAUAUCCAUUAGAACCCUGGCUGUUAACUCCUUUGCCUCAUGAGCCUGAAGGAACUCCACGAUUCUUGUAUAACGAGGCAUUAUGCAGUGCAAGAAAUUGCGUGCAACGAUUGUUUGGAGUACUUAAAAGCACAUGGAGAUGCUUUUCCAAGCACAGGGUCUUACAGUACGAACUUGGCUUUGCAGGAAGAAUCGUUAAUGCGUGUGCAGUUCUACACAAUAUGCGCAUUACUGGCGGUAUACUUGACGAUCCGUUUGAAGACUACGCAAACGGAGAUGUACCCAACAUUCAUAUCGAUGAUGAUGAUGAUGAUGAUAAUGUGCGACCACUUGCGGAAAUAUGA